This is a messenger RNA of Enterobius vermicularis (human pinworm), 222 nucleotides long. The record is from the annotation of a GenBank genome assembly. Lineage: Eukaryota; Metazoa; Nematoda; Chromadorea; Rhabditida; Oxyuridae.
AUGCUUUCUGAGUUGGUCCUUGCUGGUACGCUUGGUGUCAAUGCUUUGGCCAUUCUCAACUUCAAGCUGAAGAAAACGCCAGAUCCGUUUAGUGCUACUUUGAUAGAAGGUGAGCCGCGUACUGUCGGUGAACGUAUUCGCGAGUUUUUGUUUAUGCUUCAGUACUUUAGGGUAUUUAUUGGGCUUUGGAAUCUUUUCGUCAUCUUCCUAAUGCUUGUGUGA